AGGAGAUGGUCAUGGACGAAUUGCUCUUCAUAGAUAAUAAUUUCAUUAAUAAUAAAAACAUUUUACAAUUGUUUUUGGCGCUAAAGAAAAUCAGUCAGAACUCAGAAUUCAAAGGGCAAAGUUAAAGAUCCGGACUCUGGAUAAACCCUAAUCGCCACAGUGCUUCACCGGCAAUCCCAUUUUCUUCCACCUCCUUCAAACCAGCACUCCAGAGUCUAUAGCUUCAUCAAAUUAUCUGACUUGGUUGCCGUUAAUUAUCAUUAUUCACAAUUUAUUUUAAUGGAGGAGCAGUCUAUGAAGCUGGUGAUACUUUAUGCAACUGAAACUGGAAACGCUCUGGACGCGGCGGAGCGUAUUGGCCGUGAAGCGGAGCGCAGAGGCUGCCCUGUCAUUCUUUGUUCUAUGGAUCAGUUUGAUCCUUGUAAUUUACCUCAUGAAGACGCUGUAAUCUUUGUUGUUUCUACUACAGGCCAGGGAGACACACCAGAUUCCAUGAAGGGUUUUUGGAGGUUUUUAUUGAGGAAAAAUCUGUCUAAGCAAUGGCUGGAAGGAGUUCAUUAUGCUGUUUUUGGAUUGGGUGAUUCUGGUUACCAGAAAUUUAAUUUUGUGGCAAAGAAGCUUGAUAGAAGACUUUUGGAUCUUGGGGCGAUGGCUAUUGUUGAAAGAGGUUUGGGAGAUGACCAGCACCCUUCAGGAUAUGAAGGUGCAUUGGAUAUUUGGAUGUCAUCCUUGUGGAGUGCACUGUGCCACAUUAAUCCAAAGUUUCUCCCAAAAGGUUCAGAUUAUGCAGCUCAAGAACAAAUGUUGAUUGAUCAACCAAAAUACCAAAUAACAUAUCAUGAAACUGACAACAUGGACUCACAGCUAUCUACUGCCGCAGAUCCAAAAUAUGUUCAGAUGCAAAUUGAGAGAGCUUGUUCUAUGUCACCUGGAAAAUUUGCUCAUGCUAAGGACAAACCUGAUUGCUUUCUUAAAAUGGUCAAGAAUCAAUCGUUGACUAAAGCAGGCUGUGGAAAAGAUGUGCGCCAUUUUGAAUUUGAAUCUGUUUCAUGUGGAAUCAAUUACGAAGUUGGUGAUGUACUUGAACUUCUCCCUGGUCAAGAUCCUGCUGCAGUGGAUUCUUUUGUACGGCGCUGUAAUUUGGACCCUGAAUCACUCAUCACCGUGCACCCUAGAGUGACAGAGAGUGCUCAAUGUCAUGCCCCUAAUGUUCCCAUCAGGCUAAAAUCUUUUGUCGAAUUGACAAUGGAUAUUGCGUCAGCUUCUCCUAGACGCUAUUUCUUUGAGGUCAUGAGCUUUUUUGCAACAACUCAACAUGAAAAGGAGAGACUGCAAUAUUUUUCAUCACCUGAAGGAAGAGAUGAUCUGUAUCAAUACAACCAAAAGGAACGAAGAACUGUGCUGGAGGUACUAGAGGAUUUCCCUUCCGUGCAAAUGCCUUUUGAGUGGCUUGUGCAGUUGGUUCCUCCAUUGAAAACAAGGCUUUUCUCCAUUUCUUCUUCUCCUUCAGCACAUCCAAAUCAAGUGCAUUUGACAGUGAAUGUAGUUUCUUGGACGACACCUUUUAAACGGAAGCGAGCUGGACUCUGCUCCACAUGGCUUGCCAAACUCAAUCCACAACAAAGUGUGUCUAUUCCAGCAUGGUUUCGGAAAGGUUCUCUUCCCCCUCCACCACCGUCGCUUCCCCUUAUUAUUGUUGGACCCGGAACAGGAUGUGCACCUUUUCGCGGAUUUGUAGAGGAAAGGGCAAUGCAAGACCUGUCUGGUGGAGCUGCUCCAAUUAUGUUCUUCUUUGGUUGCCGAAAUGAGGAGAACGACUUCCUUUAUAGAGAUUUAUGGUUGACUCAUGCACUAGAUGGUGGAUUGCUCUCUGAAGGAAGGGGUGGAGGUUUUUACGUUGCCUUUUCGAGAGAUCAGCCACAAAAGGUUUAUGUGCAGCAUAAAAUUCGCAAACAUAGCAAAAGGAUUUGGGAAUUUGUUUUAGAGGGAGCUUCUAUCUAUGUUGCGGGAUCUUCAACCAAAAUGCCGUCAGAUGUAAUGUCUGCUUUUGAGGAAAUUAUAUCUGAAGAAGGUGGGGUUUCCAAGGAAACUGCUGCAACUCUUCUUAGAAAGUUGGAAAAGGAUGGUAAAUACCAUGUUGAAGCAUGGUCUUGAGUGUAAAUUAAAAAAUUGAUGCCCAGCAUUUCCGACGAUAUUAGAUUUACAUACAGGAGAUUGAUCGAUCACUGUGGAAGCAUCUGAAGCAGUAAUGAUAAUAUUAUAGAAUCAGAAAAACGAUCUUAUUUUAUGAGUACAUUGUAAUGCCUUGUUACUUGUUAGUUGUUUGGGAUGAUGUAGGCGGCAAUGUUAACUUUUGUACUUUUAGAACAACAUUGAGAUGAUGGAAUUUGGAGUUUCAGAAUCUUAAUUCUUUCAGGAUAUUAUUAGAGUUGGAAUGAAGGGCACACAAAUUCUGCAAUUAUAUUUGUACUACUAUGAUUUCUAGUUUUAAAUGUUCUUCAUGACUCCCA
Molecule: messenger RNA, 2510 nt
Organism: Mercurialis annua (annual mercury)
Lineage: Eukaryota; Viridiplantae; Streptophyta; Magnoliopsida; Malpighiales; Euphorbiaceae
Product: NADPH-dependent diflavin oxidoreductase 1
Exons: 12
Coding region: 280-2154 (624 amino acids)
Cellular component (GO): cytosol
Molecular function (GO): NADPH-hemoprotein reductase activity; flavin adenine dinucleotide binding; FMN binding
Source: RefSeq, a predicted model, not a curated record